Molecule: messenger RNA, 536 nt
Organism: Pectinophora gossypiella (pink bollworm)
Lineage: Eukaryota; Metazoa; Arthropoda; Insecta; Lepidoptera; Gelechiidae
Product: venom serine carboxypeptidase-like
Exons: 2
Coding region: 7-264 (85 amino acids)
Biological process (GO): proteolysis
Molecular function (GO): serine-type carboxypeptidase activity
Source: RefSeq, a predicted model, not a curated record
CUGGACAUGGUGGCUGGUUAUCCUUUAGCAGUAAACACCUACCGAAGUUUAAAUUGGACUGGCACAGAAGAGUAUCAGAAAGCAGAAAGGACACCAGUCCUUACCAAAUAUCCCGGGAAGACGUUGAACAUUAUUGGGUAUUCUCGUCAUGCUGCUAACUUUACGGAGAUGAUGAUCCGUAAUGCAGGACACGAGGUCCCUGCUGACCAGCCGUACGCUGCUAAGCAAAUGAUCAACACUUUCAUUGACAAGUAUCAAAACUAGGAGAGUUUAGAGCUGUUCCACUAGUCAUCGGUCAUGGGACAGCUCGCGUCCAACUGGGCACCCUCAGGCCUGUUGUCUUAAAUUUUGUACCGGGUGAGAGCCUUCAGCGCUCCCCAUUUAUCCGGCCAAGUAGUUAAUGCCAUCUGCGGCAAAUCUACAAUAAGUCACGUCAACAAAAAAAAAGCGAUGAAGUUUCGAUACAAAUCAUUACUACCUUGCAGAACACAUCACCGCGAACUUCGACCGAGACCUUUUUUUUUGACGUGACUUAU